CUGCAUGUGCCGCCCUCCUGCCAGAGGCUCCUCCUGGGCGCCGAGGUGCUGCGCGACAACGAGCGGCUGGCCGAGCGCGCGGGGGGCCGGGCGCUCUCCCUGACGCUGGUGGUCACCCUGGCGGCCGUGCGCGCCGAGCUGGAAGGUGGCCCCCCCUGCGCGCAGCUGAGGGCGCUGUCGGACAUCGGCAAGCUUGGCCCCAGGGGGGGCGCGCAGGCCGUGGACGCGGUGGCUGGCGGCCUCGAGGCCGAGAGCAGGACCCAGCGUCCGGGACGCGGCAUCGGACGUGCUGGGCAGGCUGGCCGCGCGAGGCGACGAGCACGCGACGGCGGCGGUGCUCGGCCGCCUCGAGAGCGCCGCGUGGGAGUGCCGGCUGGCCGCGCUGCAGGCCCUCGUCAAGGCCCGCCCGUGGUGGAGCCGCCGCCGCCGUCCCACCGAGGGACGCUGCGGUGGAGGCGCUGGCGCAGGUGGCCGCCGCGAACGACGCGGGCGCCGUGGCUGCGGUCGCCGCGCGCCUGCGCCACGGCAGGGGCGAGGUGCGGAAGGCCGCGCUGGAGGCGCUGCCGUCCGUGGCGGCCAGGGGAGACGCCAGCGCCGCGGCCGUCCUGAAGCUGGUGGAGGAGGAGGCCGACGCCAAGGUGCGGCGCGCAGCGGUGAGGACCCUGGCCAGCCUGGCGGUGGUGGGUGACGCCAAGGUGAUAGACUCCCUGAGCCGCCGGCUCGCCGAUGAGUCCUGGGAGGUGCGGUGGGAGGCCGCGGAGGCGCUGGGCUGCGUCGCCGAGAAGGGCGACAUGCAGGUCAUCGCCGCAGUGACCCAACUGCUGCAAGACGUGGACGCCGACGUGAGGCGCGCCGCACUCGACGCCCUGCGCCGGCUCCACCCCGAGCGCCGCAGGGGCGGCCGUGCCGCCAGGAGGCGCCCCUCCCGCCGGGCGCCGACCUCUCCGGCGGCGCCCUCGGCGGCGCCCUGA
Prorocentrum cordatum is the source of this 971-nucleotide messenger RNA. Lineage: Eukaryota; Dinophyceae; Prorocentrales; Prorocentraceae. The record is from the annotation of a GenBank genome assembly.